GAACUCGGCCUGAAGCCACGUGCCGCCCCAGCCGCCCACGGCCGCCUUGCGCCAUGGAUCCAUGGGAGGAAAGGAUGCUGGAGGUUGUUGCGAAAGAGGCGAAGGAGAAGAUCUUCAACGAGCUCAUGGGACGAGCCAAGAUGUCCUGCGACGAGGUGGAUUAUUUGGUGGCAUCAGCUUUGCGGCACUUGCCACUGGAGCUGCGGGUGCUGCCGGCAAGGCAAGCGUUGCAGUUGUUGGGAGCGCAGGAGGCGGCAAGCUCUUCCCAGGCCGAAGCUCCAGCGACCAGGCGACAAGUCUCUGGCCGGGUCUUGGAGAUGAUGAAGUGCUUUGAGGGAGGAGCCGAAGGGUCCCAAAGCUCGGUGCCUUGGGCUGCACCGAUGCAGAAAUCUCCGCGAGGAUCCACGGAGAGCAUAGCGACCGCAAGGCUGGGGGCAGCAGUGCCAGGAUUGCAGUACUGUUGGAAUCGUUCUCAUUUUGGCGCAAUUGAUACGGCGAUGUGCGGAAGGUGACUGCAGCCUUGCGAGCCGCUCGUAGACCCUCGACUUGAUGGCGUUUGUGCCAUCGCCCAGCUAAUGCUUCCAAUUCAAUGAAUUCAUGCAAGCGCCGCCCGCGAAAUGUCUGAUCCCCCAUCGCCUCCGCGCUGGAAA
Effrenium voratum is the source of this 650-nucleotide messenger RNA. Lineage: Eukaryota; Dinophyceae; Suessiales; Symbiodiniaceae. The record is from the annotation of a GenBank genome assembly.